GAAUUUGAAAAAUUGGAAAAUUCAAAUCAAAAUUUGUUUAGGAUAGUGAUUGUUCUGAAUACCGAUACGAACAUACAUAAUCAGCACACCAUUGCCUAUCUCCUGACCAAUUUAGUAAUGGAGCUGGGUGCCGCUAUCAUCACUCGGAAUUCCGUCGAUGGCAAGUAUCGUAUCCGUUGGCAUUCCUGCCUGCAUGGUUGGAACAACAUUGUGGAUAUCCUCUACAGACAAGCCAAGUUCUGCGAUGUUUCACUUGGCGUUCAUGGCCCUGCGGGCAUUCAGAUCAUCAAGGCGCACCGUUUCGUAUUGGCGCACGCAAGCACGUAUUUCGCAAACGUAUUCGAGAAUCUGACGACACAUCGCCUGCACGCGGCCGUAGUGAUGAUCCCUCCCAUAGUAAGCGAAAGCACGAUGAAUCUGCUGCUGCACUACAUUUACACCGGCGAGGUCAUAAUUCCGCAGGAUUUGAUUGGCGAACUGUUCAAGGCGGGUAAGAUUCUUCAAAUCAAAGGCUUCAUGACGACGUCGCCCCCCGGAUCCAAGCCGUUCACAACCGAAUGUCCGUUGAAGCCGGUCGCGGUUAAACCAAGGGAAAAAACGGCCACAGCCGUCCCAAAAGACCAGGGCAAAACACCAGUCACGAUAGCUGCGAUGCCAGUGGCGAUUUCUAAGCAUGUCCCAAACAAUGCCCAAGAGCUUGCCGGACCAUCUUUCAGAGUCAUGACGACGAUUGCUCCGAUUGCAAAGGAAAUCUGUGACGCGGCUUCUAGCCAUGCUGCAGUCGAGAAGACCACUACUGAAGAGCAACCAUCGGCGGUGGUGGAUGAUCCCAAUCAGAAAUUGGAGUCUAACCUCCCGAAAUUGGUGUGCUCGGCUUGCGAGAAAGCUUGCGGCACUGUUGAGCAGUACAAUUCGCACCUGGAUGUCGAGCACGGUUCGAUGGAUCCUCCCAUGAAGAAGCUUAAGCUAAUGGAAGAGGACUGGUCUGCGGAGUUCUACAGCUUUGUGCUGUGCAAAGAUAAGUAGUAACUUUCUUACUAAUAUUUUAUCUGGAUAUUCUGCUUGACUGAUUUUCAUAUCAUACUUAAUGAAAUAUGAUAUUAUUUUUUUUCUUGUUUUUAAAUCGUUGGACUCCUAGACUCUAAGUAUAUGUUGGUUUUCAAAUCGCUUUUUUACUGUAUGUUACCAAUAAAGAUUUA
Molecule: messenger RNA, 1199 nt
Organism: Aedes albopictus (Asian tiger mosquito)
Lineage: Eukaryota; Metazoa; Arthropoda; Insecta; Diptera; Culicidae
Product: nucleus accumbens-associated protein 1-like
Exons: 4
Coding region: 118-1026 (302 amino acids)
Biological process (GO): regulation of transcription by RNA polymerase II
Cellular component (GO): nucleus
Molecular function (GO): protein binding
Source: RefSeq, a predicted model, not a curated record